GUAUCCGCGGCUGUGGUCGGUCGCACGCCCGUCAGUGGCCAGUCCGCGAAGGCGCGUCGAUGUGGUCACACGCUUGCGUAGUAACACGCGCGCGAGUUCGCGAGUGUACAAUUUAAAAACAAACGCGUUCUAUAGUUUCGAAAUUCGAAAACUGUUUAUUUUUUUUAUCUGUGUUACCUGUGACCAUGAAGUUUUUAGUGUUGUUUUUGGUGUUCGCGGCGACCGCGGCCGCUGUAUCCGCCGCUGCCACCUCGUGCUCCCCGUCUGAAGAUUUCUUCUCUAGACACAACGUAUCAGCUGAUGAUCGCAAUGUACCAGGUUCAGUUUGCGGCGGGCACUGCUGCGGACGAGGCAGAGAGACUCAGCUGAGAAACGCUCUCCGAAGAACAGCCGAGCAGCGCGUCGCGUCUGCUGUGAGGCCCAUCUCGGAGCUAUUGUUAGCCACCAAGAGAACGUUGCAAGAACACCUAACAACGUUAUCUUACCAGCUGCAGAACAAAACGGCGAUAUUCUUCACUCAGCUAUAUAAGAGCAACGCGAUACGAACGCACGCGCCUCUUGCAGCGCUCUACGAUGACAUAAGAAUACUCCUAAAGUCCAGCUCGGACGAAGGCAACGGGGCAGAACUAGGCUCGCCAUCCCCUAAGGACCUGACAAUAAGCACCAACAAGUUCUUCCGCGAAGUGUUUCCGGUGGCAUAUCAGAACGUGUUGAAGUUAUAUCCGAAGCAGUUCAUGCCGGAGUAUGAGGCGUGUUUGAAAGACGCGUACGACGCUGUCCAGCCGUUCGGAGAUGUUCCUCAACAGCUGGGAGUAUCCCUAUCGCAGUCACUAGAGGCAGCACGAGCGUUGCUUCAAGCUCUGCUGGUGGGAGCCGAAGUCCUGGCCACCAGCGAGGGAAUGCUGGCCGCCUCCAACGAGGAGUGCUCUACCAAGCUGCUGCAACUGGGCGGCUGUUCGCGCUGCAAGGGCUUCAACACGAGCCCUUGCCGGAACUACUGCUUGAAUGUUGCGAGAGGGUGCAUAGGCUCCCUGGUGGUAGAUCUGGACGCGCCGUGGGCAGGCUACGUGGAGGGAGUGGAGCGGCUCGCCAGGACGGACGCCGACGCCGCACUGCGGACGCUGGACUCCAAGGUGUCUUCAGCGAUCAUGCACGCUCUCGAAAACCAUGUGAUUUUGGAGAAAAAGGUACGACAAGAGUGCGGCCCGCCAACAACACUGGACACCCCGAACACGGCCACCACCUGGUCUACUCCCGGAGCAUCCAGACGAGAUGCCCUCCGAGCUCCCCCGCCCGACACUGAGCUCUUGCAGUUCGCUGCGACACUGUCUGCUAGCAAGAAACUGUUUGCUAGUCUCUCGGACAGACUGUGCGACGAACCUGACUUCGCUAAUGAGAACAAUGAACAGUGCUGGAAUGGCGAGACUAUUGGAGAGUAUACGAAAGCACUGGUUUCAUCAGCAUCAAUAAGUGAUCAGAAAUACAAUCCAGAAAUAACUGCGACCGCUCACGAAGAUUUCAGGCUAGCAGUGCUGGGAGUUAAAUUGCAACAUGCUAGACAGGUGUUAGUUUCCCACUCUUGGGCUGGAUCCGUGCCAGCAGCUGAAUCCUUCAUGCAAAGUGACGAGGCUGGUGACGAGGGCUCAGGGUCAGGCAGAAGUUACAGCGAAGACGACGCCACAUAUGAUGCUGAAGGGUCUGGUGAAGAAGGUUCUGGUGAACAGGAAGCUGGAAGCAAAGCGUUUGAAGAAACAACGUAUUCAUCGACGCCUAGAACAUCAUCCGCUGCUGCAUUCGAACCGCUGAUGUCCAUUGUAAUCAGCUUUGCAACAUAUCAGUUUCUGCAAUACUUAAACCAGUUUAGGCCUGUUAACUGCCUCAGCGGAGCCCUGUGAACAAAUUACUUAAAAAUAUCCAUAUCAAUGUUUGAAGUGAAGUGAGUGAAUGUGACUUUGACGACAAUUAAUUGACGAAGUUAUGUAUUGACAAAAACGGACAGAGAAACUGUAAAGAUGGAGACAUAUUUUUGAGAACAAUGGUUAAUAGUUUAAGUUUGCAUUGAAGCUUAGAGUUUAAAUAAAAUUAUCUGAAAAUACGUCUUCGUUCCAAAUAUAUGCCUCCAUCUAGAAGCUACCAAUUUUAAAAAAUAUUUAUAUAGAAUAUGUGUGUAAGCAUUAAAGCGAAUUAUACUAUUGUAGUAUUUUGGAGAGAGGUGUGUACUAUCAGUGACACUUUUGACCAAGCAGUUAAUAACGAAGUUAUUACAACUGUUAACAAUAAGAAGAAUCUCAGACGUGCUACCGGUUUGUAACAACUCAAAGUUGAUAGCCCCUUUUGUAGGUAUUUUACUAGAGGAUGAUGUAAAUGUAGUUUUCUCUUAUUUAAAAGACAAAUUGUAAGAUAUAACAUUGAUAUUAAUGAGGAACAUUUAAGUAGGUGUUACGGAAGUUGUUGAAUUUGAAGUGAUAUGUGUUUCGAAUAACAAAAUUGUGCUAAUUUCUGUGACAACUUUAAAAAUAGACGAUUGUAAAAAAAAUAUCGACUAAUCAUCUGAAUUUCUCAAAUAUGAGUCUUGACUUCGGGAAAACAGUUUUUGUUUUUCAUUAAUACAGAUCAAAUAUAAAAAACGAUUUAGGAUAUAAUGUGUCCUACGUAGCUAGUCUCAUACUAGUGCUAAAUGCCAGCUUUCAGACUACAGAGUAUAAAAGAGAAACGAUUAUUUUGAAAUCGAUGAUAAUAAAAGAUGCAUUUAAAAUAUAUAUAAUAUCAGUUUAAUGUGUAAUAUACAGCAUAUCAAAAUGUUUAAUCUAUUUGUAAAUAUAUUCGGGAUCUAUUUUUAUUAGAAUAAAUUGACUCAUGACGCGAGUCAAUGUGUGUAAGGUUAUAUUGAAUUAAUUGGCGAAAUAUUAAAUAUUUUACUAAAUUACAAUGCUAUUAUAAAAUAUAUCCAACAUGAAAGUAUAAAUAUACGCCUCCAUUAAAAUAAUACAGAGUUUAACGUGAUAAAAAUAAAAUUAUGAAUAGUAAUUAAUUCAUGAAAUCAGUGAAUAAACUAGAAUUUAACUUUUCGCUUGUUAAUUCAAUAGCCUUAUUUAGUGUAUAAAUAUUACUUGAAGAAUCUCUAAUCAAUGUUGAAACUAGCUGAUUGGCAAUAAAUAUAUUAGAGAAAUAUAACAAUUAGACAUCAGUGAUACAAAAUAUAUAGGAUCGAUUGUACAGUUAUGUAAAUACCUAAAAUCCUACUGAUCUAGGUGCUUAGCUAGUAACAUGUUUUGUUGCCAUAUUAAUGUUACGAAUAUUAUUAUUUAUAAUUCUAAUUAAGUCAUAAAUAAAUCUAAUAUUAUGUGAUACAGAUUUAGUAGGCAUAAGUUAAUGCGAAAUGUACUGCAUUAUUUAUAUAUAUAUACGUUUAUUUAAAAUAUAGUUUAUACAUAUACAUUCUUCACACUCGAAACAAUUAGAACAAAGGCGUGUACUCCAUUUAGACAAACACUGCCAAUGUUAACUGAAAUCUCAUUUGAAAUUAUUGCUUUCUGACUUUUUAUAGUUAGCUAUCAAUAAAUUUCAUAUUUUAAUAAUGUAUGCAAAGGAAAUAGUAAAUUUUAGUGAUACUGCGGUUAGUAUAGACUAAGCUUUAAAUUACCAAUAUGUAUUGACUUGCCAAUAACCUAAAAAUGGUUAACCAAUUAAGACGGAAGAUUAAAAAACUGACGUUAUUAUAAAAAUAACUUUCUUAUUUGAUGUUGAAUCAAUUGCUAGAUACGAAUUCUUCUUCUUCUUCUUCAAUCUCUAGAAAGUCCUUAAAGUUUAGCUAUGGUAACAUCCUGAAACGCAGACUAAAUGUGGACAAUGCGGUUUAUAAUAUAGGUCAGAGAACUACGCACAUAUUCAUUGAAAGAAAAAGUAACAUAUUUUGACAUAAUAUAUGGACAGUAUAUAUAUUUUAAAUAUUAUUACUAUAUUAAAAGACAAAUACACUGGCCAAAAAAAGGUCUCCCACUCAGUAUACGUAAUGCAAGCUUAGCAAGUAGAUUUCAGUGGAAUCCUGUGGAUAAACAUUAAGUUUAUAUAGAAACUUAAAUCUAAACAUAGUAUUUUGCGAAAACGAGAAAAUCUAUCACGUACGUACAAAGAAUCUCAAAAGAAAAAUAAACUGCAUAAAUAUGUUAAAAGCCAGAAUUUCAGAAAAUACCUACUUUGUUUUUUUGUAUUUUAAUUACCUUUUUUAAAUCACAUAUUUCGUGUUAAACGUAAACGAGUGUUAGGUACGUCAAAGGACAUCAAGACUUUUUAAAUUUACCAAAUGUCAUUGUUUAAUAGCUUUUUAAGUAUGUUUGUUUAGGUUAUGUUUUAAUUAAGACAAUUAAAUUCUACAUUAAGAAAAAUUCCAACUUAACUGCAAUAAAAAAUACGUAAAAGUUGAAAAAUCUAAAUUAUAUUGAUUGGGGUUAAUCGAAUCACCAUCUAAUGGUGAAUUGAGAGGUGUUUUGGAUGCGUUGUAAAUUAUUAUUACUUGUUGAAGACAGUGAGGACCAUACAAGGAAUGUAUCAAAUUUCGAUGUUACUCUAACCAAGAUGGUUAAUUCUUAUAUGUGAGUUUUAAGCGGCGUCUAGAUUUUGAACAUCUAUCACAAAAAAGAAAUACAUUUGGAAAAAAACAAAUCACAUACAUUGUAUUUAGAAAUACCAACAACCACCAACGAUAUUUUAUUAAAAAUGCAUUUAACAGUCAAUCUGAGAAGUCCGUUCAGUUUUGUAAGUAGUGGUAAGACUACCCACCAACGGCCUUAUUUAUAAACAUGGAUUAGGAAAUUUCUUUAAAGUAAAGUGAACUUUAUUAGUGAACGUGAUUAGGUCCACUUUACUUUACUGAAGGAAGUUGAUUUUUGAAUCUCAAUCCUUGUUUAUGAAUAUGGGGGUAAGCGUAUAAAUUGAAAAUUCUUUUGAAAAACCUCCAAAGCCAAAGAGACUUUUUAAGUAGACAAACUAUACUACACUGAAUUCGCAUUCGAAUUAUAAACGGUACGAUAAUUCAACACAAUUGUAGAUGUCAAAUUAUGACGAUGAAACUUUUCCUUGGAUUUCUAUUUGUAUUCUAUUAAAGUGGAUAAAAUAUAUCGCUAAGCAUAUAAUGUCUAGCAAACAACUGCAGGCUGAAACUCACUUAUUGAGGAUUACCUUAUGGCCUUUCACACUAGCUUAAUAGUUAUAACGCAAUGCUAAAUUAGUACAGUACAUUUACACAGUGGUAGUAAAAAUCUGAAGAAAAAGCUAGUGUGAAGGAGUUCUUAAACUUAAUAUAUCUAAAACUAAUAUAUUGCAAUAACAUGUUAAUUUUCUCUCAGGCAUACGAUAUUGCUUCGAUAUUAGUAAAUUGCAAUUGAAUAGAUAGUUAUUUGCGUGGGUAACACGAAAUUGAUCCCUAAUCUAUUGUAAAUAUUAUUGGACAGAUAGUGUGUUUAUAUUAUGUGAAAUAAAUUCUGUACCAUA
Molecule: messenger RNA, 5490 nt
Organism: Bicyclus anynana (squinting bush brown)
Lineage: Eukaryota; Metazoa; Arthropoda; Insecta; Lepidoptera; Nymphalidae
Gene: dally
Product: division abnormally delayed protein
Exons: 9
Coding region: 186-1895 (569 amino acids)
Biological process (GO): regulation of protein localization to membrane; positive regulation of canonical Wnt signaling pathway; cell migration
Cellular component (GO): plasma membrane; cell surface; extracellular region
Source: RefSeq, a predicted model, not a curated record